AUGUCCUGCUAUGAACGGUGCCCCCCCACCUCCUGCGGCCCAACCCCACUGGCAAAUAGCUGCAAUGAGCCCUGUGUCAGGCAGUGCCAGGACUCAACCGUGGUGAUCCAGCCCUCUCCUGUGGUGGUGACCCUGCCUGGACCCAUCCUCAGCUCCUUCCCCCAGAAAACCACAGUGGGAUCCUCAGCAUCUGCAGCCAUCGGGAGUGCUCUCAAUGCUGAAGGAGUGCCCAUCUCCUCUGGCAGCUCCUCAGGAUUAGGGAGCUUUGGCUAUCCAGGCCUGGGCAGUGGGUACAGCCGGCCCUACCGUCGCUACAACACCUACCGCGGUGGCUUCUAUGGGCCGUGCUAA
This is a messenger RNA of Neopsephotus bourkii (Bourke's parrot), 351 nucleotides long. RefSeq names its product feather keratin 4-like. Gene Ontology annotation, molecular function: structural constituent of cytoskeleton. The record is from RefSeq and is a predicted model, not a curated record. Gene Ontology annotation, cellular component: intermediate filament. The transcript has a single exon. The coding region runs from base 1 to 351 and encodes 116 amino acids. Lineage: Eukaryota; Metazoa; Chordata; Aves; Psittaciformes; Psittacidae.